GUAAAUUAAUCCUGGAAUAAUGACAAAGGAGCGGCAGGGGCAUAUUGCAACUAUAUUCUCUCCAUUUUAAUUUGGUUCCCUAAUCUCAUCAAAGGUUUAACAUGGCCGUCAAACACACAAACACGGUGGCGCUGCGUCUGUUGUGGUUGUUUUUGGUUUUAGUAGUUGAACUUGAUGUGAGUGAAGCACAGAGAAACGCCACCGCACCACUUACUGAUCCUGCUGAAGCGAGAGCGAUCAAUUCAAUAUUCUCACGGUGGCGGAUCAGGGCGAACGACAGAUGGAAUACAAGCGGCGACUUAUGCAGCGGAAUCGCUAGUGAUAGCAGCACCCCCUUGGAUUACAGUCCCGGCAUCAAGUGCGAUUGCUCCUACAACUCUUCCACGCUUUGCCACAUUUACUCCCUGAGAGUGUAUUCAAUGUCGGAUUGGGACUCAUCUUCUAAUGUUGUGGGUGAGCUGCCGGAGGAGCUUUGGACUUUGACCUACCUCACUAAUCUAGAUUUGGGACAGAAUUAUUUGACAGGUAGCCUGCCUCCUUCCGUUGCCAAUUUAACUCGGAUGCAGUACCUGAGAGUUGGCAUCAAUGCCUUGUCAGGGGAGCUUCCCAAGGAACUAGGCAAACUUACCGAUUUACGAUCACUUGCUAUUGGUACAAGUAAUUUCUCUGGUCCUUUACCAUCUGAACUUGGAAACUGCACAAGGCUAGAAGAACUUUGGAUUGAUAGCUCUGGAGUUAGUGGUGCAAUACCUUUGUCGUUUGCUGGACUACAGAACAUGAAGAUAAUGUUUGCUUCUGAUGUUGCAUUCACAGGCCCAAUACCUGACUUCAUUGGCAGUUGGUCAAACUUAACUGUCUUAAGGUUCGAAGGAAACUCAUUUCAGGGCCCAAUACCAUCAUCAUUUUCCAAUUUAAGGGAUUUGACAGACUUGAGAAUAUCUGAUUUAUCCGAUGGGAAUUCUCCAUUAGACUUUCUCACAAAUCUGACGGCUUUGACUACAUUAUCUUUGAGGAAUAACAACAUCUCUGGCUCCAUCCCUUCCAACCUCGAUGAGUAUCCAAAUUUGUCUUUGCUGGAUCUGAGCUUCAACAAUUUCUCCGGAGGAAUUCCAGAUUCCCUUUUCAAUAUGAGUUCCCUUGUCCACCUGUUUCUUGGCAACAACAAGCUGACUGGUUCUCUGCCUGCACAGAAGACUUCACUCCUUCAGUUUAUCGAUCUGUCGUAUAAUGAACUUUCUGGGAGCUUUCCUUCUUGGGUCAGCCAGCCAGAUCUGCAACUUAAUUUGGUUGCCAACAAUUUCAGUAUGGAAGGUUCUAACAGCAGUGUGUUGGCGUCAGGAUUGAACUGCCUCCAAAGAAACUUCCCUUGCUUCCGAGGGGAACCCAGGUAUUCCAGCUUUGCGAUUAAAUGUGGUGGUGAAGAAAUGAGAUCUGCCACAGGAGUGGAGUACGAGGCAGAUAACGCCACUCUUGGUCCAGCGGCAUAUUAUGUGACAAGAGAAGAGAGAUGGGCAGUUAGUAAUGUUGGUCUUCCUUCUGGAAGCAGGAAUCCUGAAUACAGAACUAACUUUGUAACAUAUAUUCCGAAUACGAGGGAUCCGGAGCUGUACCAGAGUUCGCGUGUUUCUGCCGGAUCAUUAAGAUACUAUGGCUUGGGCCUCCAGAAUGGAGGAUACAAUAUAAGCCUUCAGUUUGUAGAGACCAAGAUUGAGAACCCUACUGUUUGGAAGAGUCUUGGAAGGCGUAUUUUCAAUAUAUAUAUUCAGGGUAAUCUGGCUUUGAAAGAUUUUGACAUACAAAAGGAGGCAGGAGAGUCGUUCAGAGCUGUGGUUAAGGAUUUCACUGCGCGAGUGACUGAAAACCACCUUGAAAUCCAUCUCUUUUGGGCUGGGAAAGGGACUUGCUGUGUGCCUGCUCAAGGUAUAUAUGGACCUUCUAUUUCAGCAUUAAGCGUCAGCCCUGCAGAUUUCAUUCCUAGUGUAAGUAACAAUCCUCCAAAUGAGCCCGGGAACAAGAAAAAUAGGUCUGGCAUGAUCGCGGGUGUGGUCAUUUCAUUUGUAGCUGUAAGUUUUCUUGCCUUACUAGCAACCUAUUAUAUGGUCCGGAGAAGAAGGCAGAAGAGACAUGAAGAUGAAGAGUUCCUGGGCCUCGAAGCCAGGCCGUACACUUUUACAUAUGCACAGCUUAGAGCUGCCACAGAUGAUUUCAGUCCAGCUAACAAGCUUGGAGAGGGAGGAUUUGGGCCUGUUUACAAGGGGACUCUGGAGGAUGGAAGAGUUACUGCUGUGAAGCUGUUGUCUGUAGCAUCCCAUCAAGGGAAGAGCCAGUUUCUGGCAGAGAUUGAAACCAUAUCUGCUGUGCAACACCGUAACCUAGUGAAGUUGUACGGAUGCUGCAUCGAGGGAAGUAAACGACUACUUGUUUAUGAGUACCUAGAAAACAAGAGUCUAGAUCAAGCUUUAUUUGCAGGCAACGGAAGCUUUUCCCUUGACUGGGGUAGGCGAUUUGAUAUAUGCUUAGGAGUAGCAAGAGGUCUAGCUUAUCUUCAUGAGGAAUCCCGGCUCCGAAUUGUGCACAGAGACGUGAAGGCUAGUAAUAUUCUGCUUGACGCUCAACUCAACCCAAAACUCUCGGAUUUUGGCUUGGCCAAGUUGUAUGAUGACACGAAGACACAUAUGAGCACCCGUGUUGCAGGCACAAUUGGGUAUCUUGCGCCGGAAUAUGCUAUGAGGGGUCAACUUACUGAGAAGGCUGAUGUAUUUGGUUUCGGAGUUGUAGCUCUUGAAAUUAUCAGUGGAAGACCGAAUUCCGAUUCAAGCCAGCAAGAAGAUAGGGUAUAUUUACUUGAAUGGGCCUGGCAUUGUCAUGAAAAUAAUAGGGAUAUAGAGCUGGUGGACAAAGAGUUGUCACAAUUCAACGAGGAGGAGGCACGACGGGUGAUAGGAGUAGCGCUUGUAUGCAGCCAAACAUCACCGGUGAUUCGACCAUCCAUGUCCCGAGUGGUGGCGAUGCUAUGUGGAGAUGCUGAGAUUCCUGUUGUCACCUCAAAGCCUGGAUACCUGACGGAGUGGAACUUCAGUGAUAUCACUGCAUUUGAUGUUCCAACUCACAUCCCAUUAUCGACACACUCGCCCAUCCCCGCCUCCGAACCUAUGCUUCGGGAGGUCACUCGAGAGGGACGAUGACGCGAUUGCAGAUUUUAUUCAUUUUGUAAUAAAACUAAAUCGAGCAACAGCACAUUACACAAAAGCGAGAUUUGCAUUAUAAUCUGAGUAAUGAUUCAAUUAAA
This is a messenger RNA of Salvia miltiorrhiza (redroot sage), 3289 nucleotides long. RefSeq names its product probable LRR receptor-like serine/threonine-protein kinase At1g56130. The transcript is spliced from 24 exons. Gene Ontology annotation, biological process: protein phosphorylation. The coding region runs from base 102 to 3185 and encodes 1027 amino acids. Lineage: Eukaryota; Viridiplantae; Streptophyta; Magnoliopsida; Lamiales; Lamiaceae. Gene Ontology annotation, molecular function: protein binding; ATP binding; protein kinase activity. The record is from RefSeq and is a predicted model, not a curated record.